Messenger RNA from Fusarium fujikuroi IMI 58289, 960 nucleotides. RefSeq lists its product as uncharacterized. The coding region runs from base 1 to 960 and encodes 319 amino acids. Gene Ontology annotation, molecular function: oxidoreductase activity. The record is from RefSeq and is a predicted model, not a curated record. Lineage: Eukaryota; Fungi; Ascomycota; Sordariomycetes; Hypocreales; Nectriaceae. The transcript is spliced from 2 exons.
AUGCCUCACUUUGUCAACACACACUGCAUCGAGCCUCAUUUCCUUCGCAAUGUCCUAGAUGUUCUGAUCAUUGGGACACGGACGGCUGGUCUCUCUGCGGCCAUGGCUCUUGGUCGUGCGCGAAGGAGUGCCAUCGUUUUCGGUGUUGACGAUUUUGGAGGCAGACUCCAUGAGACUACAAGCCAAACGAUCUCAAAAUCGAUCCAGGACGAGACUGUAGCUGAGAUCAAAGCCAAAUUCAAGACUAUCAUGUUUAGCCGCGCGACAGCGGCGUCUGUUCGUGAGAAGGGCAUGGUAUUCGAAGUGGAAGACGUUACAGGUCGAUGUUGGAAGGGAAGAAAGGUGAUAUUGGCUAUGAGUAGCCGUAAUGUUCUUCCAGAUAUCCCGGGAUACGAAGAAGCUUGGGGCAAGAACAUUUUCGAUGUGCCACGAUGCCUCGAUGUUAUUAAGGUUGCGGCCACCCACGCUGCUGUGCUCGUCACCUCCGACUCUUCGAGUUCUAUUGAGGCAGCGGUGCUGGCAGCUCAUCUCGCGCGACAGUUCAGCCCCAAUGUAACAUUCCUGACUAACAGCCUUUUACAUGUUGAGCAUCAUCCCCAAAUCAUUGCAGGCAAGACUUGUGGGUUCAAAUUAGAUAACAGACCCAUCAAAGCACUGGAGAGUUUGGAAACUUCAGUGGCUGUCCAGUUCACCGAUGGGGCCGAAUCAGUGUACGGCUUGAUAGUGCAUAAGCCCAGCAAGAUUACUGCUGGACCUUUUUCUGAACACUUAAAUCUGGAAUCGACAUCGGAAGGGAGGAUUUUUGUGGAAAAUGAGUUUCAAGAGACAAGCACACGUGGUGUCUUCGCAGUUGGUGACAGUGCCAGCUUUCUCAAGGAAGAGAGUGCUGGGGCCAGCGCUGGAUGGCUUGCUGGGGUUGGUGCAAACUUGCAAAUUGCCGAGGACGAUAUGAGUAUGUAG